Messenger RNA from Phytophthora nicotianae INRA-310, 1458 nucleotides. RefSeq lists its product as hypothetical. The coding region runs from base 1 to 1458 and encodes 485 amino acids. Gene Ontology annotation, cellular component: membrane. Gene Ontology annotation, molecular function: transmembrane transporter activity. Gene Ontology annotation, biological process: transmembrane transport. The transcript has a single exon. Lineage: Eukaryota; Oomycota; Peronosporomycetes; Peronosporales; Peronosporaceae. The record is from RefSeq and is a predicted model, not a curated record.
AUGGAUAUCUAUAUGCUCGGGAUCACCACUGUGAUCGGUGGGCAGUAUUUUUGCUGGAACGAAGGCGUUAACGCUGGAAUUUACAGUUUCCUUUUCGGCUAUUUGCUGAUUGCUAGUGCGUACAUCACAUUUUGCUGCUGUACAGCAGAAAUCACAGGCGCGCUGCCAUUCGCGGGAGGCGCCUAUGGUUUGGCACGAUGCACACUUGGAUUUUAUCCGGCCUUCAUAAUCGGAUGUUGUGAAGCUCUCGAGUACAUCGCGUACGUCUCGACAUCCACCAUUUCAUUUGUUGAUCUCAUCGUCGAUGCCGUUCCCUGGUUAGAGUUCCUUUCGCCAUUGUUAUGGACUCUUUUUUAUGCCAGCGCGCUUGUCAUCCAAAUCAAAGGAGGUCGUGCAUUCUGGAUAUUUAAUCUCGGGAUCGGUACCAUUUCACUUAUGAUCGUUGUGAUCUACUGCUUGGGAUCGUUCGCUUUUGUGAAUUUCGGGAAAUACGGCGCCGAUCCAAAUUUCGAAUUCGUUGACGGGGUUUCAGGAUUUAUGAAAGCAUUUCCGUUAGCGGCGUGGUUCUUCGUGGGCGUGGAAGCAUUAAAUAUGUCAAGUGACCAGGUGGUCCAGCCUAAGAAAGUUGUUCCGAUUGCUCAAGUUUCGUGCGUCGUGACACUAUUUUGCACUGGUUUGGUGAUUUUUUUCGUGACGGCGUCCUUACCACCUGGAUUGGCUACGCUACCAAGCGAACUCGUUCCGUUCAACAGGGGAUUUACACUCAUGUUCAAUAUUUCACAUCACACUGCUACCAUUUUAUCACUACCGGCCACUUACGCUACAGCUUUCGGGUUUAUGUGGUGUUACGGCAAACUUAUUGCUGCUAUGGCAAUGUCUCGUCUUCUACCACAUUUUUUAUCCAAGACAACGAAGGAAAACGAGACGCCCUAUGGUGCUUUCCUAGCCGGAUCAGCACUCAGCUAUGCACUCUGUAUUAUUUCCUAUUUCGUCCCUGCGGUGGGGGAUCAUCUGUUCCGGAUCUGUGUAUUAUCGGCGUUUAUGUCGUAUACAGGCCAAUGCAUCGGCUACAUUUCACUCAAACGAAACUAUCGCAACAUCAAAAGCUCGGAGUUUCGGAGCCCGUGGGGAAUUGCUGGAGCUGCUUACUCCAUGGUUGUUUGGGUUUUAGCAAUUAUUGCAGUGGUUGCCUUCCAAGAUAACGGCGGGAUAGAGAUCAUUGUGUUUUCGGCGAUAAUUGUGGUACUAACAGUUUUUUACUUUGGGUAUUCACGCAAACGACAAACUUUUUCAGCUGCGGAAAAUCGCGUGAUGUUGGUAGCUCAUGUGACCAAGUUUAACAUCAAGAAAGUCGCCGCUGGUCGACGAGCAAAGCAAAAGACGAGUGGCAGUAGUAAGUGUACUGGUGGAGAGGGCACAGAUACCUCUCAAGCGAAAAAGGCCGGUAGCACAAAUUAA